AAAAGCAAGUGCUCCCUUCUGACUUUCUCCCUCGCGCUCUCCCUGCUCUGUGCUCUCUACCCUGUCCCUCUCUGGGGCACACCGCACACACUCGUCGCUCGCAACAUGGUCAAGCAGGAACGCGUCUCGACGGUGACCGUCGCGGCCGUCUCGACGGUGGCACCGGCGCUGCCCAUGCAGGAGCACCGACUGCCGCUGUCGAACCUGGACCUCAUCCUGCCGCCCAUCGACGUCGGCGUCUUCUUCUGCUAUGACGCGGACCCCGCGGGCGGCCGCAGCCACCAGCCGGUCGCCGCCGUCCUCAAGGCGGCGCUGGCCAAGACGCUGGUGGCGUACUACCCGCUGGCCGGGGAGGUGGUGGCCAACGCGGCGGGCGAGCCGGAGCUGCUGUGCAGCGGCCGCGGCGUGGACGUCGCGGAGGCGGCCGCCGACGGCACCGUGCUGCGGGACCUGCGCCUGGGCCUGCCGGACGAGAGCGUCGAGCCGCUCGUGCCCAAGAAGAAGGCCGGCGUCAUGUCCGUGCAGGUGACCAAGUUCAAGUGCGGCGGCGCCGUGGUUGGGUGCACCUUCGACCACCGCGUGUGCGACGCCUACUCGUUCAACAUGUUCCUCGUCGCGUGGGCCGCAGCCGCCAGCGGCAGCUCAGCGCCUCCGGCCCCGUGCUUCCACCGCUCGUUCCUCGCGCCGCGUGAACCAGCUGCGGCACCGCUCCGCACCGCCGGCAGCCUCGCGGACCGCCUCUUCGUCCCCGUGAGCCGCGCGCCGGCCUUGCCGGACACAGCCACCGCCAACCGCAUCUACCGCGUGUCCGCCGCCGACGUCGCGGCGCUUCAAGCCUCGGCGGGGGCCGGGCGCACGAAGCUGGAGGCGUUCACGGCCCACCUGUGGGGGCUCCACGCCAAGGCCGCAGCGGCCUCGCGGCGCCAGCAGCCGCGUUCGUGCUGCAUGGGCGUGGUGGUGGACGGGCGCAGUCGCCUCCGCCGCGACGGCGCCAUGGGGGCCUACUUCGGCAACGUGCUGACCAUCCCCUACGGCGUCAUGGGCACCGGCGCCCUGGGCGAAAUGGCGCUCGCGGACGUGGCCGGCGACGUGCACCGGUGGGUGGCGGAGGCCGCGACCGGCGAGCACUUCCGCGAGCUCGUCGACUGGGUGGAGGCGCAGCGGCCGGAGCCCACGGUGGCGAGAGCGUACCUGGGCCGCGGCCACGGCGGCGAGGACGCGAUGGCCUGCGUGGUGUCGUCGGGGAUGCGGCUUCCCCUCGGCGAGGUGGACUUCGGGUGGGGCCGGCCGGCGUUCGCGUCGUAUCAGUUCCCCUGGCCCGGCGGCGCCGGGUACGUGAUGCCGAUGCCGAGCGCGCGCGGGGACGGUGACUGGGUGGUGUACGUGCACGCGGCGCUGGAGGUGGUGGAGGUGAUGGAGGCGGAGCCGACGGUGUUCAGAGCGCUGGAGAGUAGCUACGUGUUCGAUCGAUCGGGUGAGUUGAAUUAAGCGCGCGCCUGGUCGGCUGCUGCUGGAACGUGAUGGCGCCAUCGUGACAUCAUCGUCCGUGCAUAUAUCGUGUGUGUGUACGUGUCUGAUUCGUGGUUUACCUUGUGUUGUGGGUUCCAUCCAUGUUAUCGUGCACGUGUGUGCCGUGUAACACGUACGAAAUACUACCGAUAUACCCAUACUGAUACAUAGUUUCUGUA
This is a messenger RNA of Zea mays, 1688 nucleotides long. RefSeq names its product hydroxycinnamoyltransferase 2. Lineage: Eukaryota; Viridiplantae; Streptophyta; Magnoliopsida; Poales; Poaceae. Gene Ontology annotation, molecular function: acyltransferase activity, transferring groups other than amino-acyl groups. The transcript has 2 exons. The coding region runs from base 106 to 1488 and encodes 460 amino acids. The record is from RefSeq and is a predicted model, not a curated record.